CGUAUUUCCGCAGCCAUAUGUGCGAUUCGUAUGAACUUGACCAGAUCAAAAUCUGCUAUUAAACCUUCCAUUUAAGACUAAGCUUGUGGAAAUCGAAUAAACCGUUUUCCAAGAAGCCGAAGAGACUUUAAUUCUGAAAUAUUCCAAGAACCAGAAACAUGCGAAAUUUUCGAGAUAGACGCUGGAAUCAAAAGGACUUUGCCUGGCCAUCAGCGAUCAAGAAUGCUCCAGCAAAGCUAAAUAUAGAUCUUAUCAAUAAUGGUAUCAUCGGUACUUACCGCAGUGAGAGCCGGGAAUCCAUUAUCGAUGUCAAUUUUUGUAGCCUUGAAGUAACCGGAAAGAUGGACUGAAAAGUGUGCGAGGAUAUAUCCACAGCGACUUCCAAGCGAUCUGGUAUAGCAUUGAUUACAGGACACGGUUUGAAUAUGUGGGAGAUAUAUAAACGAAUGAAGUUGGAAAACACCGAUCUUUCACAGGAACGUGUCCGUCGAGGAACUUGAAUUUGAAGGUAUCCUCUUCAACCUAAAUGCGAAUGAGUUCACGGAACUACUAACAAGGGCGUGUAUUGCGACCAUACCAAGGAGAAACGGUCCCCGGGUGCAAUACGACGAUUAUCGAUCUACGUAUAAGUUGCCUCUGAGCUUGGAGAAGAAGUCGGAGAUCACUUCGGUUUCUCAUCUCGCUCAGUUCAGAAGCUAGAAAUCGCUCCGCUGCUAUAGCAGGGCAAGUAAUCAAAUUUACCCGCGCGACGUUUAGUCUAUUUGCAAAGGCAAAAAUUGAUUCCUUCUGCUUAAUGUGUGAAACGUGAACAAACAAUGAGUGACAAUGCAAAGCAAAAGUAUAUGACGGUGCGGGCAAACUGUGUUGCUGUUGACUACUCGAAAUGUCUGGUAAGACCAUCAAUUCGUGAAGUGGAGCAAAUGUUGAAGGUGAACUUGAAGUUCAACGUAGCUUGCGGUACUCUAUGCGGUGUUAUUCCACCAUUUAUGUCAUGCGGUACUGAUUAUGUUAAAAAACAUUAGUCAAGCAGAAUCAUUCGCUUCCCAGAACAACAUGAAACACGUCAUCGAAUGUAAUGACAUUUUAUACAGUAUACCAACGUAUAUAGAUGUUGACAGCAUUGAAAUAAAUAUACAUGACCUGGCACCACGUACUAGUUCCUCCGCUAUCAAACAAAUCAUGUCAAAAUACGGAGAAGUGAAUAGUGUUAAGGAGGAUACUUGGAGGAACUUCUUCCCAAGACUCCGCAACGGCGUUCGUGUGGUGAGAAUGCGUCCGACAAAACCUAUUCCCUCUUACUUGACUUUCACAUGCAAAUCACCUCAUGAUGUUGAAUAUUCUCAACGAACACUAGUCACGCGCCUGUCAAUAUUGUGAUCAUCCGCUACACCACGGGAAACCUUGCGCAGAGACUGCUAAAGAAAUUCCACCUGAUACGACCAAAGCCGGUAUACAAUCAUCGUAUGUUAAACCACAACCAGUUGGUAAACCAAAUACUGCAGACCGGGUAUUCACAAACACCAGUUCAACAACGAUCGGCUCCAGUACCACUAAACCAACUGCCAUUAACAACAUCGAAGUAACAACGAUUACAGCAAAUGUUUCCAAACCAACAACCAACACCACCAACAAAGAAUCUAAUACCGAUGAAGAAGGAUUUACAAUAGCGACCCGUAAGCACAAACAACAAAUAAGAACAUCCAACGAUGAGCAAGAUGAAUGCAGUACCGCUAACGACAUGGUCGUAAACGAAAACGCAAGAGAAGACGGACCAAAUGAGCCCAAAGGUGCGCUCCACGGCUCAGAACCGCUCUCAACAAAGCAGUCAAGCUGAACAAGAAAGCAUUGCCACAAAGCCAACGCGAAUUUCCUUAGGAGACACCUACAAAGUUGGCAUAACAAAGAUAAAAGGCUCAGCUGCACCACCUGAAAGGUGCCCGGAGAAGAUGGAGGUCACCAUCGAAAGGUUUUCCCCACAACAUGAAGCUAUUUUCGCCGUACAGUGGGGAGGAUGAUCACAAAGAUGAAGAUCGAUUUACCAACAAACAGCUGAUCAGAUCGUAUCAAUCACUCGGUGUGAUCGGUUGUAUUUUUCUUAUCGCUGUGGUUCUGCGAUUCCCCGAAAAAGCAAGGUCACGCUAUCGGGUUCUUUUUUUUUUUUCGUUCGAGCUCAGCCACCCGGACUUUAUCAGCUCGGCCCCAGCCAUCCGGCAUAUAUCGUCUACCUAAUCCAAGUGAUAGUUUUACGCGAGUGUAGUAUCCCGUCACACAGUUAGUAGUGCGAAAAACAAGUGAUCCGGAUCUCACUUCCUGGCGGGCCCCCGCCAACCGGAGGGACGGCCAAGCCGCCAAAGGGCUGCCUCCCACCGAAAUAUACCAAAAACCAAAGCGUACUACGACAUUUCUGUGAAAAAAAUGUGUAGUGAUAACAGUGGCAAGUAUCAGGAGCGCAGACUUUAAAAUCGCGCCUCCAUCACCAAGAAAAUUUAAAACUGAUAAAAAACUUGCGCCCCCAUCAAAAGUGCGAACCGUGAGCGACUUGUGAUCCAUACGAGAGUGUAGUGACGAACCUCAAACGAGUUUGGUUAAGUCCUCGGACAGUUCAAUCCCGGCCUUCCCUGAUUCUUCCGUGUAAACCUGCACUGCACCUCUUCACCGGGAAAGCAAACCAGACUAGAGUGGGCGAUGGAAGGCGAUCCGCCUCCCCCAGGGGAGGGCCCACCGCUUAGUCACUCCAUACCAGCCUUUAUGAACUCUGGUGAUUUGAUCGACCAGCAGACUCUACUGUUGCGUGCGGCGAAGGACAGUGAAGGUAACAGUGUAAAUUUACCAAACCCAUUGCUGUUACAUCUACUACUGAAAGAAGCAAUUGGGUCUGAUCCUAAUAAGUGCAUCCAUGCUACCAAGGAGGCAAGAGGAACGCAGUACAUUCUGCGCACUACAUCCAAAAGGAUAUUCCAAAAAUUGCUCAGCAUUAAACAGCUCUCCAACGGUCAACAGGUUGAGGUGAUCCUCCAUCCUCACCUGAAUAAAACCCAGGGAAUAAUUUAUGACCUUGACACAAUCAAUAUUCCCACUGAAGAAAUUCUCUCUGCGCUCAGACCCCAAAAUGUGGUGGAAAUUAGAAGAAUAACCAAGGUGACCAAAGGUAUGCCGACUAACACACCACUGUUAGUACUCUCAUUUGCUGGGUCUCACCUGCCGGAAACGAUCUUCCUAGGCUUGGUUAGAGUAAGAGUGAGGAAAUAUUACCCUUCUCCCAUGCAGUGCUUCCGCUGCGGGCGCUUUGCACACGGAAGUAAAACAUGUGUGUAUAAGGAGAUAUGUCUAAACUGCGGCACAGAACACGAAACCAGUAACGAAAACCCAUGCACCAAACCUAGCAAUUGCACUAACUGCAAAGACAGCCACUCCGCCAGAGACAAAUCCUGCCCUGUUUAUCAAAAAGAGUAUCAGGUGGUUAAAAUCAAAACUGACAAUGGACUCUCAUUCCCGGAAGCCCGAGCCCUUGUCAAUCAGGAGUCAAGAAAACAAUCGUACGCAGCUACACUAAAAGAUAGACUAUCCCCUGGAAAUGACGAAAAAGAUCGCACCAUACAGAUACUUAGGGAGGAAAUUGCACAAUUAAGAGGACUGACACCCAAGAAAACGGAGACUGAUAGCAAAGAUUUGAUAAUCGCUAAAUUAAAGGAGCAGCUAUUGGACGAGAAAAUACAAAAUAAAGAUUUGCGCAAUGAAAUGGCGGCCCUCCGCCAUGCUUUUACGGCACUGAGAAGGCAGGUGCUACCAAGGACCCCCUCAACCGGCCCCGGCACCAGCACAUCCCAAACGACGACGACAAAACCGGCAACAGGAUUCUUAGCUCCACAAGCUACGGCUGUGAAACAAAACACGCCAACAAGCUUAACACAAUCAGAAGGCGAAUCAAAUCGACCAAGCCGAAGCAAAUCGAAAAAGGAACGAGAUCAACAACAUCAAGAAAAAUCGAGGAGCCCCCUUCUGAAACAGAGCCAACAAAAACCAUCCGAAUUCGCAUCAGCAAAAGAAAUCCCGACAAAACAACUCUCCAAUCCCCAACCGCACAACGUUAAGAGGCCAAUAAACCAAAGUGGUGACCCAGCCACCUACAUUUCGGACUAA
Molecule: messenger RNA, 4140 nt
Organism: Topomyia yanbarensis
Lineage: Eukaryota; Metazoa; Arthropoda; Insecta; Diptera; Culicidae
Exons: 2
Coding region: 2686-4140 (484 amino acids)
Source: RefSeq, a predicted model, not a curated record